Molecule: messenger RNA, 4307 nt
Organism: Etheostoma spectabile (orangethroat darter)
Lineage: Eukaryota; Metazoa; Chordata; Actinopteri; Perciformes; Percidae
Gene: micall2b
Product: mical-like 2b
Exons: 16
Coding region: 205-2586 (793 amino acids)
Molecular function (GO): protein binding
Source: RefSeq, a predicted model, not a curated record
CACACUCACACUCACACUCACACACACACACACACACAAACAGUUCCCUGCUAUCUGUCAUUUCCUGGAUCCUGCGUGUCCAAGCUGCUGUGGAAACUUUGAAAAGUUUGCUGGUGGGACAGGAGGAGGAGGGAGGGAUCUCGGUGAGCCUACAGCGGCGCUGCUGCACUCACACACGGAUCAGUUGGGGUCUGAGCUCCGGGGAUGUCGGCUGUGAAGGCGCUGCAGCAGUGGUGCCGGGUCCGGUGUGAAGGCUACCGGGAUGUGUCCAUCACCAACAUGACCACGUCCUUCAGGGACGGCAUGGCUUUCUGCGCUCUCAUCCACAAACACAGACCCGAUCUCAUCAAUUUUGAUUCACUGAAGAAGGAAGAUGUUUAUGAGAACAACAAACUUGCGUUCAAGGUUGCAGAGGAGAAGUUGGGAAUUCCAGCGCUGUUGGAUGCAGAAGACAUGGUGGCUCUUAGGGUUCCUGACCGCCUCAGUAUCCUGACAUACGUGUCCCAGUACUACAACUACUUCCAUGGACGCUCCCCAAUUGGUGGUAUGGGAGGUAUAAAGCGUCCAGCAGAUGGCCCCACAGAUGAGCCGUCUGAGAAGAAGAACCAGCCGGUGGCGGCGAAGGUGUUUCCCUCUCCCAAACCAGCCAGAGAGAACAGCCCUCCCCCCUCCUCCAACAUCACCCGGCCCUCUCCUUCCCCAAAACAAGCCAGAAAUGCCACAACGGAUGUUGUGGUUGAGAAACCCCAUCAGACAGGCACCCUGAGUAACAAAUGUGUGACCUGCAACAAGCAUGUUCACCUGGUGCAGCGACAUCUAGUGGACGGGAAGCUCUAUCACAGGAACUGUGCAAAGUUACUGCCGCCAACAAACCCAACUGCACCUCUCAGAGGCUUACCCACAAACACUCCUGUUUCUAGAUUUGCUAAUUUACCAGACUCCCCUAAAACCAACACAACUCCUCCAAACCAUGCCCCCUCCAGACUGGGACCAUCAUGGAAGACGGACAAACCCAGCACCCCUCCCAGCUUCUGCACCACUUUUUCUUCCCCGUCUCCUUCCCGGCCUGCUUCAAGUCUCUCUUCCGCUGCUAAAGAGAGUCAGACAUGUGUUGUCUCCAAACCCACGGCUUCACAGACUACUUGUGAAUCUACCUUCACCACAACAACCACUUCUAUCAACACCAGGCCCACUGCUGCUCCUCGUACCUCAACCACAGCGGCAAAGACACUACAGUCCAAGCUCAAUUUCUUCCAAUCGGAUAACAUAUCUAACGAUAAAGAGAAAAAGACUACAACCACCAACAUGGUCAUAAAUAAAGGGCCAAAUGUGACCGGUAAAGUAAAGGAGGCCCCAACUGGUCAGACUGUUGUUGUGAAUGUUGGCGGUUUAGGCACAAAAGAAGCAAAUGUGAGAUUGGACACGGGUGGGGAGAAAGCUAAAGCAUCUGGUGUAGGUGGAGAUAUGAAGACGAAAGCAUCAGCAGCUGCCUUCAUCUCCAAAAAACUGACAGAGGAGAAAGACAAUAACCACAGUAAGCCCUCGUGGACGACUGUAGCGCUGAAAAAAACUGACAAACCUGCUCAAGUCGAGACUCCAAAGAGGGAGACGGAGGGUGUCAGAGUCAGAAUGAAGCUGAAAGUAGACCCGUCAAUCCUCGCUGACCUGCAGACUCCGAUAGACACCCGGACUCCGAGCCCGGCCGACAGGAGUGGACUCGGAGCCAAAACCCCAGAAAAAGGCGCCUCAAAGCCCGGCAGUCAAUCACCCAACAUCUCAGCACCAGAAAACAGCGACUCUCCUGCAGAAUGGAGGUUGAAGCUGAAACCCAUCUCCAAAGCUGCUGGUCCCACCCAGUCCUCCCCUAAAGCGUGGGCUAAUGGAGCUGGAAAGCCUCAGACUUCAGAGCUGUCUGUCGGGCCUUCUCCCUCCUCUCAUCUGCCCAGCCCCAGCGUUUCUGUCACUCCACCUGCAGCAAAGGGAUUCCUGAACGGUCAGAGAGACCCAACUGUAAAUGGCACCAAGCCAGAGUCAAAGAAGUCCAAGACAAAGCCAGGCUACAUUCUCAAAGAGGACAUCAUGAAGGAACUGCAGGAGAUUGAAGAUAAUUUGAACGAGUGGGAGAAGAGGGGAGUGGAACUGGAAGGGAGGCUCCGCAGCAGUGAAGAAGAGGGUGAAGAUGACUCUCUCAUGGAUGAGCUCAUGGUCGAGUGGUUCAACUUGAUCAGGAACAAGCAGGUGGCCAUGCGCCGGGAGUCUGAACUGGUCUACAUUGGAAAAACCCAGGACCUUGAGGAAGAGCAGCCCAGUGUCGAGCAGGAGCUCAGGAAACUGAUGGAAAAACCAGAACAUCUGAAAACAGCCUUGGAACGUAAGAGAGAAGAGCAGCUGAUGGCCAAACUGGUGGAGAUAGUCAACGACAGAAAUGCUAUUAUAGAGGGUCUGGAUGAGGACAGACUCAGGGAGGAAGAGGAGGACGAACAACUAAACAAGAUGAUGAUGAAUUUCAACAUAAAGAAAGACAAAGCAAAGAAAAAGUCACCGGUGUCCAAACUGUUUGGUUGGGGGAACAAGAAGGAGGGAUGAGGCUCCGCAACACACAGCGCUGCUAAAACUGUCUUUGGUGGUGUUGUCUUUUUUUUGCUGCUCUUGUUGUAGUCAGUGUACUUAGCCUGUGUGUGUCUGUGUGUGUGUUUGCGUGUCUGUCUGUCUGUCUGUCUGUUUGUCUGUGUGUGUCAUUUUUAGCACUUUUGAAGACAUUCCCUUCCCUCUGACGAGUGCAUCCCUCUUGCCUGCCAGUGACACACACACACAUAAUGUUGAAAGGUUAAUGACUCAUCAGCCGUGAAGAGAUUGGGUUCAGUGCCCCCGUUGUUGGUUUUAAUACACUUCUAGUCUUAAUCGGUCUACUUAAUGCUCUUACACACACACACACACACACACACACACACACACACACACACACACACACACACACACGAACACUCACUCUCCUUCUAUAUAUUUGCAACCCUUUGAAAUGUUGGUUGUUUACAGUAACACUACAGAUGCUAAUACGACUUAAAGAACCGAGGUCAGACAGCUGUUUCUUGCUCUUAGCUUAUGUUUCAGCCCUACGCACAUGUUUCCGCACUACAAGCCUGACUUGAAAGAUCACUCUCUGACCUUGUUGUAGUCGAUUACAUGUUGAACUGCAUUUAAUCUUAAAGGUCUCGCUCGGUGUAGUUUUCUAUCAAAUACAGCACUCAUUUCUUUCUCGGACAGCAACAAGUUUACUCAGAGAGCUGCCCUUUUGAUAAGGACAUGUUUUUUAGUUUCCUCUAGACCAGUGGUUUCUAAGAGUCGUGAGAUGUUUCCCAUGAAAGCAAAAAGCAAAGAAAGCGUAUUUUCUCUACAAACAAUUAUAAGUUAAUAUAGCUAUCAUCACUCUUUAGACUUUGUCACAGUCUGUAGGUGUAUGCAACCUAUGACACACGUCUGCAAGUUGGCAUACAUUUGUUUUGGUGAAAAGCCGAAAAGGCUGGCUCAUGUGUGCAUUUUACUCUGGACCUUUGAGAACAGUGGAUCGUGAAAGUUCACUUAUGAUUAUGAUUUAGAGAUUUUAACAUCAGGUUUUAUUCAGCAAAUAUAAUUAUUCAAUAAUAAAGUGAAACGCUCUGAAACAUCAGUUUGUGCCCCUUUGAGCUAUUAUCUCUUCACUAUGUACAAAUGGAUGUUUCUUUAAAUAAUAGAUUCAUAAGGUGAUGCAUAUCUGAUGCUCAAACAUAGCUGCAGGAAUGUCACUGGAUGUCAUGCUUUGUUUAUUUGGCUUUCCAAUCCAACUGUGUUCUGCUAUACUUGAGUAGUUGGAAUGUUUAUGGUUGACUAGAGGAAACGGAUUCAUCUUGUUAUUGUCGUGUGACUCACGGGUUUAAGUAUUCAAUCUAAAAGCAAGAGUUGAUGCUUUUGAGUCUUAGAAAUACAAGAACUGGUCCAUAUUGGAUUUCGUACACAUUUUAAAUCUUUCUUUCCUGAAUGAGCUGUUUAGUUUUUGUGUGUGUGUCAUAGUCUAUUACUUGUUAAAGUCAUUUUUAGAGAGGCGCUGAGGAAAACUUAAAAUCUUUGUUGUGGCCAAACUGAUCGAUUUUCAAAACAACUUCUUGUCGCUAGGUAACACUGUAUAUAUGUUAAUGUUCUUGUCCCCUUUAUUUCUCUUCAUCUCAAGUGUAUAUAUUGUAUAAAGUUGCUCCUUAGAGAACUCAGCCCUGAACAAAUUACUGUCAUAAAUCUACUAAAAUGUUAAUAAAAAGACGAUAUUAUUAAUUGAU